CCGUGUGAGGCAGCUGGAAGAGGAGCUGCGCACUAUGGAUCAGGCCCUCAAAUCCUUGAUGGCUUCAGAGGAAGAGGCUGAGACUCGGGCGGAAUUUGCCGAGAGGUCUGUGGCGAAGUUGGAGAAAACCAUUGAUGAUCUAGAAGACGAGGUCUAUGCCCAGAAGAUGAAGUACAAGGCCAUCAGCGAGGAGCUGGACAAUGCGCUGAAUGACAUCACCUCCCUCUGAGCCCCAGCACGGCCGCACUGCCCUGCCCGGCCACCCCCUGGCACCCCCCACCUUCUGCAGAUGCCUUGUCAGCACUCUCCCCUUCCCCCCACUUCUCCACCCGGGGGACGGGACGAUGGGGUGACGGGGUGGGGGGGAUUUCCAUGGAGGGAGCUGGGCUCUUCUGUACCCAAGUGCCUUAAGGCUGCACUCUGGGGGAGCUGGCUGUGCCAAGAAAGCAGCCUGCCUUAUGUAGGGUGGGAGAUUCGGUGGGCCGGGGAAAGGCCCCUGCCUGGGUAGGACGGGAGGGCGACAGACCCCAGGCCCCUGCCGGAACCCCCUGGCUCUGCUUGUCCUUCCCCCUUGCCUGUCUUCCAUGUUCUGUUCUCACCUUCUUCGUUUCAAUAAACAUCUCUCAAGCUC
This is a messenger RNA of Thamnophis sirtalis, 631 nucleotides long. Lineage: Eukaryota; Metazoa; Chordata; Lepidosauria; Squamata; Natricidae. The record is from RefSeq and is a predicted model, not a curated record.